AGAUAUGCAAUGAAAGAUAGUCUGGCAGAAAAACAAAAUUAUAAUAAAUUUAAAUAAGAAACUCGAAUUCUCUACGGACACACAUAUUAAUUCAAUCUUAUUUUACUUCGACUAAUUGUAGCCAGAUACGAUAUAUGCAAAUACUUUUAUUGCGCUCGUUUUCGGACAUAUACUGUUUCGAUCUAUAUUCAUAUUAUUUUAAAUAAUUUUUUGCAUAACAUAAUAAAAUUGGACAGUUUUCAGUAUAAACAGCAAAAGAUAUAAACAUUCAAAAUAAAAAUGGCGGAAAAUGCUCCAGCCUCAGUAGAUGUGCAGGAAAUACAAUUUAAACUACACAGCAAGCUUACUGCCUUUAAAAACACUCAAAAUAAUUUAAAAAGUGUUAUUGGUUUGUUAGCUGUCGCUUCAAACAAGGGCUUAAUGUUUAUCGGGAAUCCUAAUUCGAAAGAAUUUAAAGUUUUGCAAUUGAAGGAUCUUUCCGACGAAAAAUCUAAGGAUGUGAAAGUUCGAAUUGUACCUUUAAGCGAUAAACCUCUGGCGUUAGCUUGCAAUUGCGAUGGUUCCAUGUUAGCAGUCAGCUACGUUUUAAAUAACACUGGCUUCCUGCAAAUAUUUCAGGUGGAAAGCUUCCUAAAUUUAAAUAUUGCUACUCUUUAUAAUCUACCCAUUGCUCCUCAGUUCAAUAUUUUUUCAACGCAGCUGCUUUGGAAUCCAGUUUUAAACAACAAUAUUGCCUUAAUUUUGAGCGAUGGUUCAGUGGACAUGUUCACUUUGAAUUCAGGCGGCCAAUAUGAUAAAGUUACUCUAGGUAAAGAACAUCAGGUUAUGUCGGGGUGUUGGUCACCUAAAGGAAAACAAAUUGUUUUUGGUUUCCCUGAAGGGAAACUGCAGCAAUUUAAACCUAACUUAACUCCGGCUCGGGUAAUAAAUUGUCCGCAAGGCUUAUAUGCAACACCCUUUGAUGUUAUAGCUGUUCAUUGGUUGUCUACCUUUCAAUUUGCUGCUGUAUUUUUACAGAAGGGAGAAGACAUGUCACCUUCUCUAUUUAUUAUAAAUGCGCCGAAAGUGGGUAAAACCAUAUUUAUCAACUAUUAUGAUAUUUGCUAUAGUGGUCCCGGGCCUCGCGUGCAACAAUUUACCUUUACUCACAUACAACUUUGGAAUCUGUUAUUAGUAACCUCUGCCAACGGUGUUGAAGUAGGUCUAUUAGGUACCAAAGACUCGGGAGAGAAUCCUGCUUGGCUACAAUAUGCAUUAUUGGAUGAAGCCCGAAUUGAACUACCAUUAAGCGAGACGAAAGAUGAAACUUACCCUAUGGGUUUUGCCUUCGAUACAUCAACAUCGCAUCAGUUGGUAAUUGGGGAAAAAAAAUUGAGUACAAUGCCGAUGAUUCAUGUUUUAUCUACACAUGGUCAUUUAAUAUCAUUUAAUUUUUUAAACUUGAGUGAAGGGGCUGUUAAUUUAUGUUCUCCGCCUCCGCCUUGCACGGACUUGUCGGGAAAAUUCAAGCCACUGGAAGAAACCAUAGAAGCUAAUGAUAUGAAAACUACAAACAAUCUCGAAGCGACUGCAGCAAUACCUACAAUAGGAAAAGGGCUUGAUGAUACGACAUUUGUUGUAGGUUCGAACGUAAUCACUUCUACACCGGCACUGAAAGAGAAGCCGUUGCCUUUAUUUGCCAACAAUUCUAACUCCGCUCAAAUAAGUACAGCUAAGCCGAGCUCAGGCUUUAACGUAGGUAACAACAAACCCACAAGUUUCUUUACACCCAGCAUCUUUCCCACGCAUUCUCCAGAGAACAUUACAUCUGGUGAUACAGUAGGAUUCGUAGGGCUUGGUAAUCAAACAGUGACAAGCAACAAUUUAACAUAUGAAGUAAAAUCACCCUUGAACGGUACAGGUUUCACUCAACAAAACACUUAUUCAACUGCACCUAAAGGCAAUGACGCUUACAAAGCUUUGUAUACUGUGCCACCUACGUUUACACCGCCAUUACCAUCACAGCAAUCGCAGAAGCAGGACAAUCCUUCAAAAACUAAAGGGCCUACUGGCGAUGAGAGUAUACCCUCAGAUACUUCCGCAGUAGACGAGUUCGUAAAACAAAUGAUUUGUGUGCAAAUCGAAGCAUUUGAGAAUGAAUUAAAAGAAUUCCGACAACAAACUUUUUCUAUGUUAACCAAUAUAGGAAAGACCAAUGAAAUGAAACCUUGCUGUAAAAAAUUAAAUGAUUUGAGCGUGAUUAUCAAGCAAGCCAAUGAUGGGGCACUUGAAGAAGAAAUUAUGAAUUUGAGACAAGAAAUGAAUGAAGUUUAUGCUAUAUUAAAAGAAUAUCGAACAAGAUUGGACCUAUACAAUAAUCCAGACUUAUCUCGCCUAACCAUAACAACUAUUGCCGACCCCGCUAAUCAGCGUCAACUUGCCAAAGUGCGCAAAGAUGUCGAUUUUAAUGCAGUUAAAUUAAAUCAGUUGCAACAACUGCUGGAGGACCAAUGGGCUGAGCAUCAGGAUAUCGUGCGGCGAAAUAGUAAACAUCAGAUCCAUAUGCCUUAUUUGGACGGUAUCUAUCAAAAAAUGUCGCUGAUUAAAGAUCUCUUAUCCAGACAGCGUUCCAAACUAGACCACGUUAAAACUAAAAUGAGAGAAAAAGGCUUGUAUUAUAAGCCGGCAACGAGUGUCUCAAAUAGAGAUACAAUCACUAUGGAGUCAUUAGCUGAUUCUAUAUUAUCCCUGAGCCUCUCACAGACCGUACAACAUGCUCAUUCCAAACUGUCAGCUGAGAAGUUACAGGCUAUACGUUCUUUUACCAAACAAUUAAAACGCGUUCAAGUAAUUAAGCCGCAACGUCCAUGUCGCAAAGGCCUGAAAUCUGAAGUCAUAAUGGAGUCUAAAUUACAAACUGAACAGAAACAAAAAGAGCUACCGAAAGUGACCGCGGCCAAGUUGGGCAAUGAAUCGGCGUUACCAUCGAUUGUUAUGAGAACUUCGGCUAAUGCACCAGCACAAGUUAACCCACAAAUUCAAUCAAUUCCGCCAAUGCCACCACAACCGCUAGUAAUUUCGCAAAGCAUGUUAGCUAAACCACAGGCCUCUAAGCCCAUCGCGAUUAAUUUAAACACUUUCAGUGUGGCUCCAACCGCAGCUGUUGCCUGUAAUUUAAAUUUUAGCAGUAGCAGUUCAUUUGUAAAAACCAGCAACAUUAUUACGUCCACUACGAAUAAUAAUACUCCAAAGCUUUUAACAAAUUCGACAGCUUUUACAGGUUACGGUUCGGGGGUGACCGCAGGCGGUUGCAAUAGCAACUAUCCAAAAUCAGAAAUAAAGGAGGCUCCUCAUUUUAGCGCGACAGCAACCCCAGUUUCUUUCAACGCCAAAGUACUGCAGAGUAACGAAUCGAAGCAGAAAUCUAAUAUGAACACGUUUAUAAAACCGGCCUUUUCGACUGAUAUAACUAACAAUCAAAAUUCGAAACUUCUUCAUCCUACUAUAUCGUUAAGCAGCGGAAAGGAUUCUAAAAAUGUAGAAGAUUUGGACGAAGCGUCUGCACCGACAUUUAAGGGCUUUACUUUAUCUAAGUCGACAGCUACAACAAGUGUGUGCGUGUCUUCUUCUGUUGCGGUUAACAGCUCAACUUUCAGUUUCGACGGUUUUGGUUCGUCGCCAAUGGCAAAUACGUCUUUUGCUAACUUUACCUCAUCAGCUUCCGCAUUUGGCGGUUCAAGCUCUGUUUUUGAUACUGCUCCUGUUGGCUCAAUAUCUGCAACAAACACUGCUGUGAGCACAGCGACGGCAACCAGCAAAGCUGUAAUAUCUUGCCCUGCUGCUUCAAAUGUUGUGUCAGUGUCUGAACACAUAUUAGAACCUAUUGUUACAACUGCUGCUGAUAAAGAGAAAACUUCCAUUGACUUUAUACCCAAUUCAACUACACCAGGAAGUUUCAACUUCGCGAAUCUUAAUUUGGCUAAUACAUCCAUAACUAUAUCUAAGCCAUGUUCCGUUCCAAAUGUCACUCCAUCGACUACGUCUGUAGAGCCGAAGAUGGCAGCGACCCCUCCAGUGAUCGCUUCAAUUUCUCCUAAUUAUACUGCUACAGAUUCUCUACUUAGUUCUUUAAAUGUUUGUAAGCCCUCAUCCAAAGAAAAAGGAGGAGAAGUGCCUGAAUCUCCCAAUAAUGUAUUCUCGAGAUUUGAUAAUGUAGCUGUCGAAGCGCCGCAGUUUUCUUUUGCUUUUGCAAGUGGAGGAGGAGAUAGCUCUAAAUCUUUCUUUUCUCCUGCCAACAACAGUGGCGGGCAAUCGAGCGCGGGUGCUAUUAGUAACUUCACUUUUUCAACCACAAAUACUUUCGGAAAAUCCACAAUUACGGCCUCAACUACGACGAGUUCGCAAGCAAGUCCAGCAACAAAAACAAUAGCUACUACCUCAGCUGCGUCGGGCAUUGUUACAAGCAGUCCAAACACUUCAAUUUCUGCAGCGAGCUCUUUCACUUUUGUCGAUUCGACACCCCCUGGGACCGCAACAACUUCAAUGUUUGGAGCUUUAAACUUAACCUCCUCAACGACAUCGGCGCCUGCAGCAAGUACUGCUAACAACACGACUGCGCCGUUGACAUUAAGUCCUGCUGCCAAUUCUAAUAUAUUCGGUGGGACAGGAGCGGGAACACAAGCUUUAUUUGCCGGUUCUGCUUCUACAGUAGCCACUAGCACAUCAACCAGUUCCAUAUUUUCAGCAGUUUCUUCAUCUACUUCUAUUUUCGGUGGAACAUCAUCAAGUCCAUCUGCCGCUAGUGGAGGCAAUAUAUUUAGCGGAAUCCCUAAACCAGAUCAAUCCUUAUUUACUGGCAAUACUAUAUCAGCAACUGGUAGCGCUGGACUGUUUGCGGGAGCAACUGUUUCCGCUUCGCUUCCCGCAGCUGCGUCAGGUAAUAUUUUCAGUAAGUCAGCAGCGGCAGGCGGCGAUGCUGGAUUUGUUUCCCCUUCAUCAGCGGUAGGAGGUUCAAUAUUUGGUAGCUCAGCUUCAUCUAAUCCUUUUGGUUCUUCGCCUGUUGUUGCGGCUUCUACUACUGCUUCUAUAUUCGGUGGCGGCAGCACUGUUACUAAACAAGCGGAAGUCACGAGCAUAUUCGGUUCUUCCACUCAACAAGCAGUUUCAAGUGGUGGCUCGAUUUUUGGAAAAAGCGCUUUUGGCCAAACGACUGCGCAAUCUCCGACGAAUAUGUUUGGAGGAGGUGCGUCGCAAACGGCGCCUUCUUCCGGUUUCGGUAGCUCUUCCAUCUUUGGUAGUUCAACCAACAACGCAGUGUCAGGAGGUUCUUUAUUCGGCACUGCAGGAAGUUCGACACCAGCUUUUGGCACAGGGAAUGCAGCUUCACCAGGUUUUGGUGCCUUUGGAGCAAACCAGUCGCCCGCAACGUUUGGUGCAAGUUUUGCACAAGGCGGCACAUCAGUAUCUCAAAGCGGUUUCGGCUCGUCACCACAACAGCAACAACAGUCUGCCUUUGCUAAGCCCUUAUUCGGAGCACCGCCUGCUUUUGGUAGCCCUAAUGCUCCUUUCACGGGUUCGCCUACAUUUGGUGGUGCACCUACAUUUGGCAGUCCUAAAGCCUUUGGAUCAUUUUCCUCAACUUCACCCACGACGGCAGCAGCAUUUGGUAACUCUCCACCUGUAGCGCCGAAAGGCAACAUAUUCGAUACUUUGGGUUCUACUGAGGCAGGUUUAUCAUUUGGUAAUUUGGCGCAAUCGACACAGCAGCAAGCGCAAUCAAAGCCCACUUUCGGAGGUUCCUCUUUUAUGAAUUAUCGUUCUUAAAUUUAUCAAAGAUUCAGUCCAGCGCAACAAAAUUUAUUAUAAGAUUCGUGUUUAUUUCUCCUUUGAUUAAGAGAAAAAGUUGCCA
Glossina fuscipes is the source of this 5887-nucleotide messenger RNA. It is a transcript of the gene Nup214, whose product is annotated as nuclear pore complex protein Nup214. Gene Ontology annotation, molecular function: protein binding; structural constituent of nuclear pore. Gene Ontology annotation, biological process: protein import into nucleus; RNA export from nucleus. Gene Ontology annotation, cellular component: nuclear pore. Lineage: Eukaryota; Metazoa; Arthropoda; Insecta; Diptera; Glossinidae. The transcript is spliced from 12 exons. The record is from RefSeq and is a predicted model, not a curated record. The coding region runs from base 280 to 5802 and encodes 1840 amino acids.